Messenger RNA from Rhinolophus ferrumequinum (greater horseshoe bat), 3039 nucleotides. RefSeq names its product PARP1 binding protein (gene PARPBP). The record is from RefSeq and is a predicted model, not a curated record. NCBI's taxonomy places the organism in Eukaryota, Metazoa, Chordata, Mammalia, Chiroptera, Rhinolophidae. Gene Ontology annotation, cellular component: chromatin. Gene Ontology annotation, biological process: negative regulation of double-strand break repair via homologous recombination. The transcript is spliced from 11 exons. The coding region runs from base 85 to 1827 and encodes 580 amino acids.
UAUUCGAAUCGUAGAGAGACUGCAGCUGGGCGGCGCCUUACUUCUGUUGCAUUUGCACCCCCAGCUUCUCCCCCGAGCCAGAGGAUGUCUGUGCUUAAUCAGAAGUCUGUCUUGGAUAUGAUUAAAGACUUCAGAAGGAAUUGGCACACACUUUGUGAUUCGGAGAGAACUACUGUAUGUGGUGCAGACUCCAUGCUCUUGACAUUGCAGCUUUCCAUGGCAGAGAACAACAAACAGCACAGUGGAGAAUUUACAGUCUCUCUCAGCGAUGUCUUAUUGACCUGGAAAUACUUACUACAUGAGAAAUUGAACUUACCAGUUGAAAAUAUGGAAAUGAUUGAUCAUUAUGAGGACAUUAGGAGGACUUAUGAUGAUUUCUUAAAGAAUAGCAACAUGUUAGACCUGAUCGAUGUUUAUAAAAAAUGUAGUGUCGUUGCCUCUAAUUGUGAAACUAAUGCCAACAUAUCGCCCAGUCAACUACAGGAUUUUCUGUCUGGCAAACAGUAUGCAAUAGAUGAUGAAACUGAUCUUUAUGUACCAACAUCAUCAAUGAGUAAGCACAACCAGGAUAAUGAAAAGGUGAAGUUACUGGCAAAGAAAAUUAUCUACUCAUAUUUGAACUUGCUAGUGAAUUCAAAGAAUGACCUGGCACUGGCUCAUAUUCUCAAUAUUCCUGAUAGAGGACUUGGAAGAGAAGCCUUCACCGAUUUGAAACAUGCUGCUCGAGAGAAACAGAUGUCUCUCUUUUUGGUGGCCACAUCAUUUAUUAGAACACUGGAGCUUGGAGGGAAAGGCUAUGCACCAUCACCAUCUGAUCCUUUAAGGACACAUGUAAAAGGAUUGUAUAAUUUUAUUAAUUUCACUGACAAAUUACAUGAGAUUCUUGGAGAAAUAUCAAAUCCAAGCAUUGCAGGGAGUCGGAUACUCUCAGUGAUAAAGAUGCAGUUGAUUAAAGGUCAUAACAGCAGGGACCCUUUUUAUAAAGCAGUAGAGGAAGUUGCUCAGGAUUUGGAUUUGAGGAUUAAAAAUAUUAUCAGUUCUCAACAAGGAGACGUAGCUGUUUGCACCACUGACAUCAGUCCUGCACGGCCAAAAUCUUAUGCCAUAAACCAUGGCACAGCAUACUGUGGCAGAGAUACUGUGAAAACUUUACUAGUUCUUUUGGAUGAAGAAGCAGCCAGGGCUCCUACCAAAAACAAAGCAGAGCUUUUAUAUGACGAUGAAAACACAAGUCAUCACAAUGGAACUUCUAUUCUUACACUUUUCAGGUCUCCCACACAAGUAAAUAAUUCAUUGGUGCAACCCCUAAGAGAACGCAUCCAUAAGUCAAUGGAAGAGAAAAAACUUAAGAUGAAGCAAACCUUAAUUAGAUCCCAGUUUUCUUGUACUUAUAAAGAUGACUGCCUGAUAAGCAGGAAUACAUGGAAUAAUGUUAAUUCCGCAUCAAAGCCAUUGUGUGUUCCUCACAUGGAAAAUGACUGUUCUGAAGGUGUAAAUUCAUCUGUUGGAAGACCAACAAUUGGAACAAGUUCUGGAAAUGUUCAUCUGGACAGAAGUAAAAAUGAAAAAGUAGAAAGAAAAUCAACUAGUCAGGCAGGAAAGAAAAGCUCAAAAAGGAAACAGGUGGAUUUAGAUGAUGAAAAUAUUCUCUGUGAUAAUGGAAAUGAGCCACCUCGACAUAAAAAUGUUAAGAUACCUAAGACAUCAAACGAUUUGCAGAAUAAAUUGGAUGGCAAACUAACUAGAGUGGCAAAAAGCAACAAGUGUUCCGCCAAGGACAAACUGAUUACUGGCCAGACAAAGUUAACUCAGUUUUUUAGACUAUGAAUUUGUCUUUUAUGUGCUUCAGAUUUAUGGACAUGCAUAAACCGUUCACCAAAGACAUUACUUAAUUUUUAAGAGACCAAGGUGUAAAUUAUGAUGCUUUAUUAUUUUGGUCUGGAGUGUAUGUAAGGUUAGUAUGUUAAGCAUUGUUUAAAAAAUACUACUAAGUCAUAAUUAUGCAGAAUAUUCACAAAGUUUAAUGCACAGAUAAAGCAUAUCAUUUAGGUUACUGAUAUCUCUUAAUAGUAUUUUCAUUUAAAACAGACAUUUAAAAUAAUGCAAGUCAUAGUAACAUUAAGGGCUUUGGCCCCCACAGGCAAUUAAAUGAUUUUGUUUUCUUCUGAAAAGAUGACUUAGACCACCAGGUAUCAGACUUGCCAACACGGUCGAUAGACUCUUCCCAGCAUACACCUGAGCACUGAUGGAAAAACAAAAAAGUUUUAAUUGUUUAAAGGACUAUUGUCAUCACACAAAAUUUAUCAGAAAUAAAAGAAUGGAUCUAGUAUAGCUAAUUCUGAGUAAGUCAAAAUUAUAAUACUAAUAAAUGCUUUUUAAUCCCACAUAUUUGGCAGGGAUCACAUAUCAAGUGUCACUGAACCAUGGUCUUAUUUAAUUUUGUUAUGAUUGGAUCCAAACUCAGUUAAACUCUGUGUUAAGAUACAAGAAUUGAAUUUGAAAAGACUACUCACUGUCAAAAUCUCUCCUUCCUAUAGGAAAUUUAGCUGAGUUUUCUUCAUCCCCCAUUUCUCUCUUUUCUUGUGUUGAUUGAGUAUUCUGAACUCCAUUCUCAGCUGGAAAAGCUACAGAUCCUUUUAGAGCAAGAUAAGGUUUUAUAGCCAGAUUCAGUGGCAGACCAUUAUUUAGGAAAUUAUGUUUGGAUCCUGCAUUCUGUAAAGAAAAGGUUGAUUUGUGUUUUAGCUGUCUUAUUGGGAAUGGUAAUAUAAUACAAUAGCAUGAUAUUCUUAUUGAUCAAUACAGAGAUGCUCCAUACUGUUUUGCCUUUAAAAAAGUACUUUCGAUACACAUUUGUUUUUUUUUUUUGGGGGGGGAACUUUUGGAUAAGAGUUGUUGUCCAGGAUGAAAGAACAACCUGGUAUGUAUGAAAUUUCAUCAAUUGUCCUAAUGCAUAUUGUGACUAUUUGCACAUAUUUCUGUUUAUAAAAGUAUUGACUUUUAUAUGAUUCAUAAAAAUCAUUCAAAUAUACAUUGAAAUAA